GAGCUUUCCGCCAUUUCUGUCUCUUUCUCUCAUAUAUAAACCCUCCCUUUUUCCCCUGUUAUUUCCUCUCCUAAACCCAUCACUCUCUUUAUCUUCACUCACUUCACCUGAGAUUUUGUUUUCUUUUAUUUUUCGGUAAUGGGGAAGAUUAAGAUCGGAAUUAACGGAUUUGGAAGGAUCGGGCGUUUGGUUGCGAGAGUUGCUCUCCAAAGCGAAGAUGUUGAGCUUGUUGCUGUUAAUGAUCCUUUCAUCACCACUGAUUACAUGACCUAUAUGUUCAAGUACGACAGUGUUCACGGUCAAUGGAAGCACCAUGAGCUUAAAGUGAAGGACUCAAAGACUCUUCUCUUUGGUGAAAAGCCUGUCACUGUUUUUGGCAUCAAAAACCCUGAGGAAAUUCCGUGGGGUGAGGCUGGUGCUGAAUAUGUUGUUGAGUCUACUGGUGUCUUCACUGACAAGGACAAAGCUGCUGCUCACUUGAAGGGUGGUGCAAAGAAAGUGAUUAUUUCUGCUCCCAGUAAGGACGCCCCCAUGUUUGUUGUUGGUGUAAAUGAGAAGGAAUACAAGCCUGAUCUUGACAUUGUCUCCAAUGCUAGCUGCACAACCAACUGCCUUGCUCCGUUGGCUAAGGUCAUCCACGACAAAUUCGGUAUUGUUGAGGGUCUUAUGACCACUGUCCAUUCAAUUACUGCUACCCAAAAGACUGUGGAUGGUCCAUCAAUGAAGGACUGGAGAGGUGGUAGAGCUGCUUCCUUCAAUAUCAUUCCCAGCAGCACUGGAGCUGCCAAGGCUGUUGGCAAAGUUUUGCCAGCGUUGAAUGGUAAGCUGACUGGAAUGGCUUUCCGUGUUCCCACCGUUGAUGUCUCCGUAGUUGACCUUACUGUGAGACUUGAGAAGAAGGCUUCUUACGAAGAUAUCAAGGCUGCUAUCAAGGAGGCUUCUCAGACCACCAUGAAGGGAAUUCUUGGUUACGUAGAUGAAGAUUUGGUCUCAACCGACUUUGUCGGAGACAGUAGGUCAAGCAUUUUUGAUGCUAAGGCCGGAAUCGCAUUGAAUGACAACUUUACUAAGCUUGUUGCGUGGUAUGAUAAUGAGUGGGGUUACAGUUCUCGAGUGAUUGACUUGGUUCGACACAUGGCUUCAUGCUAAGUGAGUGAAGUUUUAGCUUCUAACUUCAGCUUUGGCAAGCAAUUUAGGAACUAGAAGAGAUAUGCCUGCCUUUUGGGUGUUGGUCAUGCGAAUAAUAGAAAUUGUAUGCAACCUUUUUUUUUCGUGUGAACACUCUUUUUUUGGGUGGAUUAGAAGGGUUUCUAUUUUGACUCCCUUCAUCCAUUUUAUGACAAUAAUAAUUACAAGAUCAACAGAAAAAUUAAUAAAUAAAUUUGUUAGUCAUAA
This is a messenger RNA of Gossypium raimondii (Peruvian cotton), 1395 nucleotides long. RefSeq names its product glyceraldehyde-3-phosphate dehydrogenase 2, cytosolic. The transcript has 11 exons. Gene Ontology annotation, molecular function: oxidoreductase activity, acting on the aldehyde or oxo group of donors, NAD or NADP as acceptor; NAD binding; NADP binding. The record is from RefSeq and is a predicted model, not a curated record. Gene Ontology annotation, biological process: glucose metabolic process. Bases 139 to 1149 code for a protein of 336 amino acids. NCBI's taxonomy places the organism in Eukaryota, Viridiplantae, Streptophyta, Magnoliopsida, Malvales, Malvaceae.